CUGCGCGUGCUGGGAGCCGGCUGGCAGGGCGUGCGGUGGGCGGGGCGCCGCGCUGACGUUGCCCGGGAUGCGGACGGGUUCCGCCGCCUCCAGCGCCGCCGCCGCAGCUGCCGCUGCCGCCGCCGCCUCCGCCUCGCCUAUGACCGGGGUUUGUAUGAAAACACUAGGCGGCGGGCGGCAAGGGAUCCGCCGUGAUCCAGGUGCCGAGCCGGGUGCUGCGGCUCUGCGCGGUCCCCGCCAGCGCCCCAUCCUGAGCCGCCUUACCAGUAAUUCUAGGAUCGUGGGACUCCUGGCUCAGCUGGAGAAGAUCAAUGCUGAACCUUCAGAAUCAGACACUGCCCGAUAUGUUACAUCAAAAAUUCUUCAUCUGGUUCAGAGUCAAGAAAAAACAAGGAGAGAAAUGACAGCCAAAGGUUCUACAGGAAUGGAAAUUCUACUGUCAACAUUAGAGAACACAAAAGAUCUUCAAACUACACUUAAUAUCUUAAGCAUUCUUGUUGAGCUGGUGUCAGCUGGUGGAGGUCGAAGAGUGAGUUUCUUAGUCACCAAAGGUGGUUCACAAAUAUUGUUGCAGUUACUUAUGAAUGCCAGCAAAGAAUCUCCCCCACAUGAGGACUUAAUGGUACAGAUUCAUUCUAUUCUUGCAAAGAUUGGACCGAAAGAUAAAAAAUUUGGAGUAAAGGCUAGAAUUAAUGGGGCUCUGAAUAUAACCCUGAAUUUGGUCAAGCAGAAUUUGCAGAAUCAUCGCUUGGUUCUACCUUGCCUUCAGCUUUUACGAGUAUAUUCUGCCAACUCUGUGAAUUCAGUAUCCUUAGGGAAAAAUGGAGUUGUGGAACUGAUGUUUAAAAUCAUUGGACCAUUUAGUAAGAAGAAUUCCAGUCUUAUAAAGGUUGCUUUAGACACUCUUGCUGCAUUGCUAAAAUCAAAAACAAAUGCCAGGAGAGCUGUAGACAGAGGAUAUGUCCAAGUGCUUUUAACAAUUUAUGUAGAUUGGCACCGCCAUGAUAACCGGCAUAGAAACAUGCUCAUUCGGAAAGGAAUUUUACAGAGUUUAAAAAGUGUUACAAACAUCAAGUUGGGAAGAAAAGCAUUUAUUGAUGCCAAUGGGAUGAAAAUUCUGUAUAAUACUUCACAAGAAUGCCUGGCAGUCAGGACUCUGGAUCCUCUUGUCAAUACCUCCAGUCUGAUAAUGAGGAAGUGUUUCCCAAAAAAUAGACUGCCACUCCCAACAAUUAAAAGUUCUUUUCAUUUCCAGUUGCCUGUUAUUCCUGUGACUGGUCCUGUGGCUCAGCUCUACAGCUUACCCCCUGAAGUGGAUGACGUAGUAGAUGAAAGUGAUGACAACGAUGAUAUUGAUGUAGAAGCUGAAAACGAAACUGAGAAUGAAGAUGACCUAGAUCAAAAUUUUAAGAAUGAUGAUAUUGAAACAGAUAUUAACAAACUAAAACCCCAGCAAGAACCGGGACGAACAAUAGAAGAUCUAAAAAUGUAUGAACACCUUUUCCCUGAGCUUGUUGAUGAUUUUCAGGACUAUGAUUUAAUCUCCAAAGAACCAAAGCCUUUUGUAUUUGAGGGAAAAGUACGUGGCCCUAUUGUUGUUCCUACGGCAGGCGAGGAAACAUCUGGGAAUUCUGGCAAUUUAAGAAAAGUAGUAAUGAAGGAGAACAUAUCUUCUAAAGGAGAUGAAGGUGAAAAGAAGUCUACCUUUAUGGAUCUAGCAAAAGAAGAUAUUAAAGAUCAUGAUAGAACAUUACAACAGCAGCCAGGUGAUCAAAAUAGAACUAUUUCAUCAGUCCAUGGUUUAAACAAUGAUAUUGUAAAGGCCUUGGACCGAAUUACAUUGCAGAAUAUUCCUUCUCAAACAGCCCCAGGUUUUACUGCAGAAAUGAAGAAGGACUGCAGUCUUCCUCUUACUGUCCUUACCUGUGCUAAAGCAUGUCCACACAUGGCUACUUGUGGAAAUGUUCUGUUUGAGGGAAGAACAGUUCAACUAGGGAAGCUUUGCUGCACUGGAGUUGAAACUGAAGAUGAUGAAGAUACGGAGUCAAAUUCAUCAGUAGAACAAGCAUCGGUUGAAGUACCUGAUGGACCAACACUCCAUGACCCAGACCUCUAUAUUGAGAUUGUGAAAAAUACAAAGUCUGUCCCAGAAUAUUCAGAGGUGGCUUAUCCCGAUUAUUUUGGUCACAUUCCGCCUCCAUUCAAAGAGCCUAUUUUAGAAAGGCCUUAUGGUGUACAAAGGACAAAAAUUGCUCAAGAUAUUGAAAGGCUAAUACAUCAGAGUGAUAUCAUAGAUCGUGUGGUAUAUGACUUAGAUAACCCAAAUUACACCAUUCCAGAAGAGGGAGAUAUUUUGAAAUUUAACUCCAAAUUUGAGUCUGGGAAUCUGCGCAAAGUAAUUCAAAUUAGAAAAAAUGAAUAUGAUCUUAUUCUGAACUCAGACAUAAACAGCAAUCAUUAUCAUCAGUGGUUUUACUUUGAAGUCAGUGGAAUGCGGCCAGGUGUUGCUUACAGGUUUAACAUCAUUAACUGUGAAAAGUCCAACAGUCAGUUUAAUUAUGGUAUGCAACCACUCAUGUACUCGGUUCAGGAAGCAUUAAAUGCCAGACCAUGGUGGAUUCGUAUGGGGACUGACAUUUGUUACUAUAAAAAUCAUUUCUCAAGAAGUUCAGUUGCUGCAGGUGGGCAAAAGGGAAAAUCCUACUAUACAAUUACAUUUACUGUCAAUUUUCCACAUAAAGAUGAUGUGUGCUACUUUGCUUAUCACUAUCCAUAUACGUAUUCAACUUUACAGAUGCAUCUUCAAAAAUUGGAAUCAGCACACAAUCCUCAGCAAAUCUAUUUUCGGAAAGAUGUGUUAUGUGAAACCCUGUCUGGAAACAGCUGCCCCUUGGUGACUAUAACAGCAAUGCCAGAGUCUAAUUAUUAUGAACAUAUCUGCCAUUUCAGAAAUCGCCCCUACGUUUUCUUGUCUGCUCGGGUACAUCCUGGAGAAACUAAUGCAAGUUGGGUUAUGAAAGGAACGUUGGAGUAUCUCAUGAGCAAUAACCCCACUGCUCAGAGCUUACGAGAAUCUUAUAUUUUUAAAAUUGUCCCUAUGUUAAAUCCAGAUGGUGUCAUCAAUGGAAAUCAUCGCUGUUCUUUAAGUGGAGAGGAUUUGAAUAGGCAGUGGCAAAGUCCAAAUCCAGAUUUACAUCCUACAAUUUACCAUGCUAAGGGGCUGUUGCAAUACUUGGCUGCAGUGAAGCGUUUACCCUUGGUUUAUUGUGAUUAUCAUGGCCAUUCCCGAAAGAAGAACGUAUUUAUGUAUGGUUGCAGCAUCAAAGAGACAGUGUGGCAUACCAAUGAUAAUGCAACUUCAUGUGAUGUUGUGGAAGAUACGGGAUACAGGACAUUGCCUAAGAUACUGAGCCAUAUCGCCCCAGCAUUUUGCAUGAGCAGCUGUAGCUUCGUAGUGGAAAAAUCUAAAGAAUCGACAGCACGUGUUGUGGUUUGGAGGGAAAUAGGAGUACAAAGAAGUUAUACCAUGGAGAGUACUUUAUGUGGCUGUGAUCAGGGGAAAUACAAGGGUUUACAGAUUGGUACCCGAGAACUGGAAGAGAUGGGAGCAAAAUUUUGUGUUGGUCUUUUACGUUUGAAAAGACUGACCUCUCCAUUGGAGUAUAAUCUGCCUUCCAGCCUGCUUGACUUUGAAAAUGAUUUAAUUGAAUCAAGCUGUAAAGUAACUAGCCCUACCACUUAUGUUUUGGAUGAAGAUGAACCUCGAUUCCUUGAAGAAGUUGAUUACAGUGCAGAAAGUAAUGAUGAGUUAGAUAUUGAGUUGGCUGAAAAUGUAGGAGAUUAUGAAACUUCUGCUCAAGAAGAAGUAUUUUCUGACUCUGAAUUAUCAAGAACAUACCUACCUUGAGCCUGCUGCCAUCUCUUGUUAACUGCAAAGAAUAAAUGAAACAUCUUGGUUUUUAUUUCCCAGGAAGCUUGAGAGAAAUGAGUUUAUACAGAGCUGACUCAAAAAGACAAAGUAACUUGGGCCAGUUUGGCUUCAAGACAAUAAAUGUGUUAUUAAUUAAUGAUAAAAUUGGCACUUGUUUUAUUUUAGAUAUUCAGUGCACCUUAUGUAGCAUUGAAUGAUCAAAUAUUGGAUUUACCUUUAAAAAAACCUGAGUAUCAUUGCAUGAAUUUUUAUCUCCCUAUGGUUAUAUCCUGCAUCAAGUGGAUAAUUUUGAAGUGUGUUCAGAAUAUAAAAUUGAAAUUUUAGAGUUGUUGAAAAUCCUGACUUGUUGAAAACUAAUAUAUAUGUACAUGGAUUUCUAUAGAUGUGUUUGUUUAGAAGUGGGUAGAUAUUGAAGAUAAGACUGCUCUUCAGAAUCAUGUUAACUAUUGGGUUGUGACUGAAGUAAUCCAGGGUUUGCCUUGAAACCAUUACAUUCUACAUUUCCCAAAUUAAACAAAUAAAAACUGUAUUAAAUGUUGCA
Messenger RNA from Symphalangus syndactylus (siamang), 4472 nucleotides. RefSeq names its product ATP/GTP binding carboxypeptidase 1 (gene AGTPBP1). Gene Ontology annotation, biological process: protein side chain deglutamylation; C-terminal protein deglutamylation; proteolysis. The record is from RefSeq and is a predicted model, not a curated record. Lineage: Eukaryota; Metazoa; Chordata; Mammalia; Primates; Hylobatidae. Gene Ontology annotation, molecular function: zinc ion binding; metallocarboxypeptidase activity.